Molecule: messenger RNA, 1460 nt
Organism: Paramecium octaurelia
Lineage: Eukaryota; Ciliophora; Oligohymenophorea; Peniculida; Parameciidae
Source: the annotation of a GenBank genome assembly
AUGAGCGUAAUCAGGGAAAAUAACAAAAAUAGAGGUAAAGUCUAUCGUUGCUUUGCCAUUUUUAACUGUGAUAGAUAAGAAUUCACUCACAUUUAAAAGCGACGAUGCAGCAAGUCUUAUGAGUCCUCCUCUCAAGACAUCAGAAAUUAAGCUGAACUUUGUUUCUCUACUCAUUCCUUAGAACUAAGUUAUAAGAAUGGCUAUUCAGAAUGGUUCGGAAUCUUAGAUUAACCAUAAAGUAAUCAAGUCUAACCAUUUUAUAGAGUGUUAUUUCAUAUUCAUGCUCUUUCCUCAAAGCAAUAUCUAAUUAGUAAAUGAUGCCUUAAAUCAAUUAAUUAAAUUAGUCUCAUCCAUACCUAAUUACUACCACGUAAACAUUUAAAGAUAAAUAGUUAACUUCUGAAUAAUUGGAUCAACUAAAAAGAGCAGAAAUAAGGAAACUGAUAGAUAAAUUAGAAAAUGAAUACAUUGAAAAAGAUGGCAUCAUGGGUAAUCCUUCAGAUGAUGAGUAAGCUGGUAGCAAGAUUUUGAAUUUCAAUCCUAUUAAGUAUAACUACAUGCGUAAUAUAAGGUCAAAUCCUCCAAGUACAUUCAGAUCAAACAUUUAAUAAUAGCAAUCCAAAAAUGACACAGUAAAUAUAUCAUCCUAAUUAAUAGAAAGAACUUAUUUAGAUAUAAACUGUAGAGAAGGAAUAUCUUGAGUUCGGAGUUUAUAGAGGAUUUGCUAUCUUCAGUGUCAAUUAAUAAAAAUUCAUAUUCUAACUUAGAAGAGGAUCCAAAUCAGCAUUUUCGCAAUCAAUCAAUAAUAUAGAGAAGUUAUUAAAGAUAAAUUCCAAAUAACCUGAAUAAAAUUAGAUUAUCUUUGAAAAAAUCAAUUCCAGAGCAGAAUGGCAUGGGAAGUAUCAUAAAAUUGAUUGUACCUAUUUUUUCUUUAUUUAAUAGAAUGCUAUUAUUUGAUUAUGACUUAUCAAAAUGCUGACCAAGAGGAAUGCCACACCACUUUAAAAUUAGCCAUAAGUAGAUUUUCGAAAGAUCGAAAUUUUGUUUAAUAUUCUUAGUAAGAACUAAAUGAUAAAUACCUUUGGGGUAUCAGCAAUCUGUUGAAAUCUUCAGAAAAACAUUAUGAAUAUGAUCAAGGAUAUUUAGGUUAACCGAGUGAUGAUGAGAUUGUACCUAAAUUAGAUAUUCUAAAAUAAAGGACUUUUGGCUUAACCAAAAAUUAUUCCUCUUUUUCAGCAUCCAAAAUGGAAUUAAUUUAAAUGUAGAUUCUGCCAAGAGCUCAUUUAAUGCAAUUAGGAGAAACUGAUUUAGAUUCUCCUAUUUAAACAAAAGAAACCAUUUUAACAAAGCUUGAUCAUUUUGAACCAUUGGUUAAUGAUACAGAAGAUAUAUUGUAAUAUGGUGUAAUCACUUCUCUUGUUAUUCUGUUAAUUAUUUUUGCAUAUUUGAUAUUAAAAUGA